This is a messenger RNA of Equus caballus (horse), 4080 nucleotides long. It is a transcript of the gene TMEM248, whose product is annotated as transmembrane protein 248. Lineage: Eukaryota; Metazoa; Chordata; Mammalia; Perissodactyla; Equidae. The record is from RefSeq and is a predicted model, not a curated record.
CCGGAUCCCAGGCGGGCCCGUGUCGCGGCGGCGUGAGGCAGACUGGCCUGGGGCUCGCGGCUGUCCCGUGGAGCCAGACGCUGCGGCCGGCGCGCUGGGGAGGAUGGUGCCGAGCGGCCCCGGGCCCGCCGCGCGCCGUCGCGAGUGAGCCCUGGGCGUCCGCGGGCGUCCGCCGAGCAGCUGGCCCGGCCGGGCCGGGGCGCGCCGCUGCCCACCGGGGCGUGGUGGAGCUGAUCAGAAUAAUGUUCAGCAUCAACCCCCUGGAGAACCUGAAGCUGUACAUCAGCAGUCGGCCUCCCCUGGUGGUCUUUAUGAUCAGUGUAAGCGCCAUGGCAAUAGCUUUUCUGACCUUGGGCUAUUUCUUCAAAAUCAAGGAGAUUAAGUCACCGGAAAUGACAGAGGAUUGGAAUACUUUUCUGCUGCGGUUUAAUGAUUUGGACUUGUGUGUAUCAGAGAAUGAAACAUUAAAGCAUCUCACAAAUGACACCACAACUCCGGAAAGCACAAUGACCAGCGGACCGGCCAGAGUGUCUACCCAGUCCCCACAGGCCCUGGAAGACUCAGGCCCAGUUAACAUCUCAGUUGCAAUCACCCUAACCCUGGACCCACUCAAACCCUUUGGAGGGUACUCUCGCAAUGUCACCCAUCUGUACUCAACCAUUUUAGGGCAUCAGAUUGGACUUUCAGGCAGGGAAGCCCACGAGGAGAUAAACAUUACCUUUACCCUGCCUGCAGCUUGGAGCUCAGACGACUGUGCCCUUCAUGGUCACUGUGAGCAGGUGGUGUUCACAGCCUGCAUGACCCUCACAGCCAAUCCUGGUGUGUUCCCCGUCACCAUACAGCCACCGCACUGUGUUCCUGACACAUACAGCAAUGCCACGCUCUGGUACAAGAUCUUCACAACUGCCAGAGAUGUCAACACAAAAUAUGCUCAAGAUUACAAUCCUUUCUGGUGUUAUAAGGGGGCCAUUGGAAAAGUCUAUCAUGCUUUAAAUCCCAAGCUUACAGUUAUUGUUCCAGAUGAUGACCGUUCAUUAAUAAAUUUGCAUCUCAUGCACACCAGUUACUUCCUCUUUGUGAUGGUGAUAACUAUGUUUUGCUAUGCUGUUAUCAAAGGCAGACCCAGCAAAUUGCGUCAGAGCAAUCCUGAAUUUUGUCCUGAAAAGGUGGCUUUGGCUGAUGCCUAAUCCCACAACUGCCUGUUUUCUGAGAGAACCAUAAUCGUUGCCUGCUGAACCCAGCCUGGCCCUGGACACUCUGUGAAUACGUUAUCUUGUGAUGUUGGGUUAUUCCAGCCAAAGACCUUUUUCAAGUGCCUGUAACUGAUUUGUAUAUAUUUAUAGAGAUCUAUUCAGAAAUUGGUCCAGUGAUGCACGUGCUUUGCACUGGGUGCAGCCAGAACCCUUCAGCCUCAUCCGUGGACUUGGUGGGAUGAUUCCACGUGGCGCCAGAGAGGAUCCGUGGUCUCACUGCAUUGGAGAGGGCCAUGCUGUCUUUACCAAGGUCACGGGCGUUUCAUUACUGGUGGGGUUGAGGUCUGCUUUGGUUCUUGUUUCCGCCCGAUAUGUACAGAAUGUUCAAAACAGUCUGCACCUUUGAUAUGAUACUGCAUUUCCAAAGCCACCAGUCUAUUUUGUGGAUUUUAUGUGUCUGUGGCUUAAUAAUCAUAGUAACAACAAUAAUACCCUUUUCUCCAUUUUGCUUGCAAGGAAAGAUAUCUAUCUUUCUAAGUUUUUUUUGAAGACAAAAAUAAAAUAGUCACAUUUUAAUACUACUCUAGUUAGGACAAGACUUGUGCUUUUAUCUUGAGUAAAAGGCUAAAUAUUUAAAAGUCACCUACGUGGUAAAGAUCUAAGUUUCAUUUUCCACAUGGAUGAUGAGGAACCUGGUCUUGUUUGAGUUGAGUUGGCACAGAAUAUUCCACUGUCUUUCUACUUUAUUGUCCCCUCCAUUAUAAAAGUUAAAGCAGCUUUCUCACUCAAAAAGGCUUAAAAAUUAAGUAAAUGGCUCUAGAGUAGAGUAAAACUAGCUAUUCUGUUUUCUGGAAUGCACAUGGUAGAAGAGAGAAUGAUGAUUUGGUUUAAUAGUUAUGAAAGGGUUUCCUGUUUUCUUUGAAGAGGGAGUGGAUUUUCCUUCCUCCUCCUUCUCUUUUUUUUGUAUUUAUUUUUAUGCAAUUAAUUUAUCUUCAGAAGGAAAAUGGCAGCUAGUAGGUCAGUGACUUUAUGAAAACGAUGCUUGUAAAUUUGAAGGAAAGCAAUUCUCAUUUGCCGUUUGUCAGGAAAACCAAAAGUGUUUUUCUUUCCUUUAAUAUUUCUAUAAUCUAAUUCCUUUAUCCCUUUUUCUUUCUAAUCUAUCUUCAUUUAAAAAAAUCGUGUGUUAUCUUUUCCAGUCCUUUCUUGUUACUUGUAUUCUUACUGUUUUUCUGUGUCUUAAUAGCUCUUUGCCUUAAUAACUUGUCAUUAAUGACUUCUGUGUUCUCCCAAGCAAUGUUAUAGCAGAAGGGCAAUUAAAAUCUUGGGCAUGACUGGCAGCACUUCUUUUCCUUAACUCCAGGUCUAUAGUCUGUUAUAAAUCAGAAUCAGUCCUGCAGUCUGAAAUAUAUUGGCCUAGAACGAAAUUUUAUCCCAGGCAUUCUUUUUUUUUUGGUGAGGAAGAUUGGCCCUGUGCUAAUAUCUGUGCCAGUCUUUCUCCACUUUGCAUAUGGGACCCUGCCACAGCAUGGCUUGAUGAGCAGUGUGUAGGUCUGCACCUGGGAUUGGAACCCAUGAAACCCAGGCCACUGAAGUGGAUCGUGUGAACCUAACCACCACACCACUGGGCUGGCCCCUCCCAGGCAUUCUUGAAUGGAAAACAAUUGUGGGCUUUUAUCAAUGAUUGUUAAUCACAAGAGUAACUUGGUAUGUUAAUAUUCCUUUCUUCCUUUUACUACAUUUCAAGCGCAGUAAUCAUACUUGUCUAUCCAGUUUUUUUGUAUUAUGAGUUACUUACAUGGUGCAUGGCUAACCUGUUAAUUUAGUUUUCUCUUUAGAGACUUUGAGACUCUUACAAGACAAGAUUGAGAAAGAGCCAUUUGGCUUGGCUUUUAGAAACAUCAAUAUCAUUAAGAACAGAUUUUAGGUUAAGUUGCUACUGAAUUAUUAAAAUCCCAAUGAAGCAGAACUAUAGGGAUAGAUUUAUAACUGGGAGAGUAACAUAAAAGGAGAAAGGCGAAAGUCAGUUUCACUGGUUUGUUCAAUCCAGCUUUUUUGCUGAUAUUAGUUACCCUUGUUUGAAUUACAGGGAGUGGCUGGAAUCUGUAAGCAGGGAGGAAGGACACUGUUAGGCAUGAGGAAAGGAAGUGCCAAAAAUGCCUGGACAGUAUGACUUGUCAUGAGGCCAGGACACACACUUUAAAAUCCAACAUCCACCCUAAUAGGUAAUUCUCAAAGAUGUAACUGAAAUCCAGAGUCAGUCAGCUAUAUAAAGGAAGGCUGGGGAAGAGGAGAGGCCCUGGGGCCUGGGCAAAAGAGGUCUAAUAACUGAAGAGACUCCACUGAGUGUCUGGAGGUCCAGAGGACCUAUUACUGUCUGGGCAUUUACAGACAAGGCCCGAUCCCCCGCUGUAUCUUGCUGGGGGACCUCAGGAUUAGAAGAGUAUCACGAACAGGGCCCGUUUGCCAUUCAGAGGCGACCCUGCUGGGACCAUCGGCUCAUCCUCAGGCAUCUUGGACUGGAGGUCCAAUAAAAGGUCAGCAACUUACUAUUAAAAUGAUUGUUUCAGAUCAUAUUGAUCUCUUUCCUUUUUCCUUUUGUCCUUUCACUCUAUGACUUGAAUCAGUUUUGAUUCUAUUUGUAAGUUUUUCUUGUCAUAGGAACCUGCCAUUUCCGUUGCAUCCUCUCGGGCGGUCUGUAGGGAUUCAGUCCCCUGGUUCUGCAGCCCUGCUGCAGGCACUGUGGGGUUGCGAGGGCCAGUGGAUCCAUUUCACUUACCUUGCUGCAUGAUGGUCAGUAGCUGAUCUGUUAUGGCAUUCACUCUCAGAUUAAUUUUCCGUAUUUGAACUAUGUGCAUAUGUGCUUUACAGAAUAAAACAUCUGAAUUUA